Sarcophilus harrisii (Tasmanian devil) is the source of this 3829-nucleotide messenger RNA. It is a transcript of the gene E2F1, whose product is annotated as E2F transcription factor 1. The transcript has 7 exons. The coding region runs from base 501 to 1820 and encodes 439 amino acids. Gene Ontology annotation, biological process: regulation of transcription by RNA polymerase II; G1/S transition of mitotic cell cycle. Lineage: Eukaryota; Metazoa; Chordata; Mammalia; Dasyuromorphia; Dasyuridae. Gene Ontology annotation, molecular function: RNA polymerase II cis-regulatory region sequence-specific DNA binding; protein dimerization activity; DNA-binding transcription factor activity, RNA polymerase II-specific. The record is from RefSeq and is a predicted model, not a curated record. Gene Ontology annotation, cellular component: Rb-E2F complex.
CUAUCCGGCUCGUGCCCCUUUCGCGGCAAAAAGGAUUUGGCGCGUAAAAGUGUCCGGGACUUUGCGGGGAUCAGCUGGAGAGACCAAAACAAGCUCGCAGCUCCGGCCCCGGUCCUGGCCCCCGUUCUGUCCUCCGGUCUCCCGCCCCGGCCCCGUCCGUCUGCGCGGAUCCGAUCCCUGCUGAACCCGGGAGUCCAGGACCGCGCAUGGGCCAGGGCCCUCUCGGAGUCUCCCGCAGCUCGCGCCCCGGCCCGGGUCCGGGGCCCUGAGCCCUAGCCCGGCAGGCCGGGCCGAGCCGGGGACUAUGGACCUGGCAUCCGGAGCGGGCUCUAGUGCCGAGACCCCCGGCAGGGGGUAGGGCCCCGAGCGGCAACUGCGGAAGCCCGCGCAGCCUCGGGCCGCGCCGCGCCCCGCCCCGGCCCUCCCGGCCCCGCCGGCCAGUCCCCGUCCCUGGGAUGUGAACCGGCGCCCGGGGGAGCGAGCGAGCCAGCGCAGCCGCCAUGGCCCUGGACGGCAGCGGCGGCGGCGGCGGCGGCACGUGCGUGGCGGAGCUGGAGGCCCUGCUGGGGGCUGGGGGGCUGCAGCUGCUGGAGCAGCAGAUCGUCAUCAUCUCCACCCAGGACGAAGGCCCGCUCAGCGCUGCCGCCGUCCCGGUCACCGCAGAGGGGCCCCGAGAGGCCGAGUUGCUGCUGUUCGCAACGCCCCAGGCGCCCCGGCCGGGAGCCAGCGGCCCCAGGCCUGCCCUGGGCCGGCCUCCGGUGAAAAGGAAACUGGACUUGGAAACAGACCAUCAGUACAUAGCUGAAGGCAGUCAGCCAACCCGGGCCAGGCCCAGACCCCCUGGCAAAGCAGGUGUGAAGUCCCCAGGGGAGAAGUCUCGCUACGAGACCUCACUGAACCUGACUACCAAACGCUUCCUGGAGUUACUGAACCAGUCUACGGAUGGCGUGGUGGACCUGAACUGGGCAGCCGAGGUGCUGAAGGUGCAGAAGAGGCGCAUCUAUGACAUCACCAACGUGCUCGAGGGCAUCCAGCUCAUCACCAAGAAGUCCAAGAACCACAUCCAGUGGCUUGGGAAUCAUUCUGUAGCCGUCAACACCAGCAAGCAGCAGAUGCUAGCUAAGGACUUGCAUCAUCUCCAGGAGGCUGAGAGGCAGCUGGAUGACUUGAUCCAGAUGUGCACCGUUCAGCUCAAACUGCUCACUGAAGAUGCCGACAAUCAGCACUUAGCCUAUGUGACCUGCCAAGACCUACGAAGUAUAGCAGACCCUGCAGAGCAGAUGGUGAUGGUGAUUAAGGCCCCACCUGAGACACAGCUACAAGCAGCAGACCCUGCAGAGGCAUUCCAGAUCUCCCUGAAAAGCAGCCGAGGUCCCAUCGACGUGUUUCUGUGCCCUGAGGAAAGCUCGGAUGUGUGCAGUCCAGUGAAGAGUCCCUUUAAAGCAACUCCUGAGGAGACUGGCCUCAGUCUGGAGCCCACCCUUCCCCCCCAGCCGCCGCCACCACCUCCAAGCCCCCUCACAGCUUCCAUACAGGAUGGCAACUUGCCCCUGCUCACCAGCGAGCAAGAACACCUCCUGUCCAGGGCAAGCCCGGCAUCCCUCAGAGCCUCAACAGAAGAUGGACGCUUGUCUCCACUAGUGUCUGUGGACAGCCUCCUGGACCAAGUGAAGGAGGAUUUCUCCAGCCUUCUGCCAGAUGAGUUCAUCAGCCUCUCCCCUCCUCAGGGCCAGGACUAUCACUUUGGCCUGGAGGAAGGAGAGGGCAUUAGGGAACUCUUUGACUGUGACUUUGGGGACUUCACCCCCCUAGAUUUCUGACACAAGGCAACGGGAAGCUCCCCGGACCCACGGAUAGGUCAAGGAGCUCAGAGAGUAGAGAGGGGACAUCACAAUGACUAGGAGGAUGACUUAAGUCAAAUGAAAAGGGUCAGACUCCUGGAGAGGCUUGGCUGCUGUCUGAGUGUCCUUGUAUGUGGAGGAAAGCAUGUGGACAGCCUUCCCUGGCCAUCACCAGCUUUCCUUUCCUACAUACUUGGAAAUACUGAAAGCUGCUGUAGCCCCAGGCCUAUUUCCCUCUCUCCUAUCUUAUCCUUUCUAAGACUUCCCAGGAGGGGAUCUCUGCCCUGCCAGGGAGUCUACCCCAGUGAUCUGAUUUUGUCACAAAAGCCACCUAAUUUAUUUCCCCCUUUUUUGGUCUUCUCUUCCCACCCCCUGUGUUUGGUUCUUCUAUGGGCUGGAAUUCUCCACCCCCUCGGGAUUUGGAGCACCCAGUGAGUACCCCAGGAGGGAAGGAGCUGGUGAUGGAUGGGGGUGCUUUUGUGUGAUGGGAACGUUAAGUGCACUUUUGCUCAUCUUCUCUAUAUGGAGGGCUUGGAGACUGCCGGUAAGGCAGGACCUGAGUCCUAGAACCACCUCAGAGGGGGUGAGGGCUUGAUGGCCUCCUCCCAGGAGGCUUUCCCCCAGCCAACCAACCAGCCAGUGCUGGAUGAAAGAUUGCAGCACCUCUUUGGAGGUCCAGGCUGCAUGGAGAGAGCACUUUUGUCGUCUUAAAAGGUUAUUUUUCGCAAAGCUUUACUAAAACGCAGUGUGUGCAAACUUAUUUAUUUAUUGAAGUUGGCCAUGGCCGGCCCCCACUUCCCAGGUGGAAUGGGAGCUGGGGAGCAGCAUCCCUGGGGGGCAGAGGUCCGCAUGGCCCAUGCGUGUCCAUUCGGGCCCAAAGGAAGAGGUAGAGGAACAGGAGCUCCUCAGCCUCUGGGGCCUGGGGCAGAAGGUCAGUCACAAAGGAAGAGGGGAAGAGUCCAAGAGGGAUCACCCCUGGGUAGAAGAAUUUUGAUGUCUUGACUUUAUUUAUUUAUUGGGAAUGGCAAGAGGGAGAAAGUCAUAGGCCAGGAGCAAAGAGAGACUCUAGGAGAAGUAGGAUAGGUCAGUGAAAGGAGGAUGAAGGAGAGAAUUGGCUGCACCAGGAGACUGGUCAGCUUUUGAAGGCUAGAGCCGGAGCUGCAGCUGGGACCCGGGCUUUUUGGGCCUGGGUAUGAUGGGAAAGUCUGCUGGGGUGCCAGGAUCAGAGGCAGGGUUGUCAAAGCUCGGUGGAGGAAGCAGUGACAGGAGGAGAAGCAUGUUUGCAGAGUUGGAGAAGUGACUCUCCUGGGGUGGGGUGGAAGGAUCUUGCUCCCUUGCCCUACCCUUACCACAGGAGUGGAGAGCAGUUAGCACAGGCCAAAAGCAGCCUCAGGUCCUCACUUUGCUUCUGGCCUGAAGCCUGACCGGGCAUUUUUGGUAGCACGUAGGCUGGAGAGAGAGAGAGAGGUAUCUAGUCUCUGUCCCUGACCUCUGCUGCCUCUGCCCCAGGCUGUUGUGUGCCAGCCUCUGAGGACAUGGCCCUGUCGCCGAGGCCUAACAAGCUCUCCCUCUCCUUUCUUUACUUUCCCAGAUUCUAUUUCACCAUUUGGAUGGUGGGAGAGGAAAGAGCCUUGUCUGGGUUGGCCGGGGCCUCUCUGAGGUGGGGUCUCCUAGGCAGGGCGAGAUGAUGCAGAAGAAAGGCUCAGACUAAAAGACUAGGAGGAUGUUUCAGAGGCAAAUCCCUGAUUCCCUACCUCUCCCCAGUCCUCCAAUUUCCAGUGUUUUCUCUGCUUUCUGUUCAACUGGAGGAGGCUUAGGUUUAGGGUCUGUGGGGACAGGGGCAGCACACUUGGUGCCGGCUUUUUGUCUUUGGGGGGGUGGGCCAGCUGCUUAUAGGACCCAGUCCUCUCCCCAGCCACAGAUUUGCCUUUUCAGAUGAGUAUCUUAUUGUGCUUUGGUUUCAAUAAAUAUUUUGAUGAUGUUUGGCC